CGCUUCCCAGGCGGGGCCCCACCCCUUCCCGGUUCUAGCCCGCGAUCGGGCCGGAGGCGAGGGUAGGUUGGUUUCCUGCCCGGAAUUUGCCGCUGGCUUCUCCUCUAUACUCGAUCCAGUUCUCUAGUGCUGGGCUGUGCGGCGCGGAGCCGGCGGUGGAGCCCACGGAGGAGCGGGAGCUCUGGGAUACACACACGCUGACCCCGGAGACGCGCUCGGCCGCGGGAGCGAGCGAGGUGGCCCAGGGCCAGGGUGGAAGUGGGGGUCGCUUGGGGUUAGGGGUGUGCGUACUAGCCAUCAGCCCUCCGCAUGCAUGCUCCCUUCCUUCCAGUCCUCGCCGCCACCACCUUGCCCAGGUCGGAAAACCCUGCUUUUCUUGGCUAUUCUGCGCCGGGGAGAGGGCAAAGUGAAUGGGAAGAUGGAGAUGGAUGUUGAGGGAGUUUCUCCGCGCCCAGAGCCCAUCCCCCGCUCCCAGGGGGCUGGCGGAGCCUGCCAGGCGCCGCCACAGCCGCCCCAGCCCCAGCCCCAGCCCCAGCCCCAGCCGCAGCAGCAGCAGCAGCAGCUGGCUCAGGAUGAACUACCCGGCGAGAGUGCAGGCGCUGAGGACAGCGACGAUCCGGAGGCGCGACCCAACAGCGAGAAGGGAGAGAGCAAGGAUACAGAGGCUUUCCUGAGGAGCCACCAAAGUGUUUGGAGCCUUGUGAAGGGAGAACCAGAAGCGAAGGUCAAACAGAACAGCAGCUCCUCUGAAGACCAAUUUGAUAAUGCUUGAUAAUGCUUUCCCAAUAAGGAAAGAGCUUGUCACAGAAGCACGAUCAGCUAUUACCUCUGAAAUCAAAAAGAGAAGAAACAGGUUAAAUCUCUUGGGAGGGUGAUUUAAGUUACCUAACAUGAAAUCAUUUCCUGUUAGUGUAGGCUAUUAAGCUUUGAAAUGUGUUCCUGGGUGUGACUUUGGAGUCUUAUCUGGAGACCUUUAAGCAUUUUUAGAAUGUCUUUUGGCAGAGGUGGUUACGUGGACUUGUAUUAGAAUGAGAUGCUCCUCUCCGUGACCUCAUUGGGCUGUUGCUAAGUGUAUGAAGUCACUCUUCAACCUGGGAGAUGUGCCAUUACUCAAGGUUUAUUGUACUUUGUUCAGGUGAUUAUCAUUUAAGCCCAUUUUCUGUGUAUCUUUGUGUGAAUCACUCUAUAGAGUAGAUUGAAAUCUGAAGUUAUUUUUCCACUUCAAUUCCUUUGUCCAUGAAUAGUGCUUCUGUGAGAAAAGAGAUCAGUGUUGUUUAUUUUUGCUACUUUUGUUUUCUUAUAGUGGGAAGCUUUUUCUAUCAAUACAAAUUCCAAUUCUUUAUGAAAGAUCAGAGUUAGUCACAUAUAAUCUGUAUAUCCAGCGUUACUCUAAAUGACACCAUUUUCAACCUCCUGCAAAAAUCACUUUGAUUCUAAUCUGUUUCUUCAUUUCUUUUAUUUUGGGCUUUCUUUAGAAAUAUUUUCCUGUUUCCUUUUUCUUUGGGGCUAAAUGCCUGAAGGAGAAAGUAUAGGCGGACAGCUGAAUAUUUUUUUCUUUUCAAUAAAAGAUCAUAGAAGGUGCCUGAGGAGAUUUAGACCUCAGGAAAACUAAAAUGAGCCUUUUAAUUCACUCUUCUGGGACUAUUUUACUAUUUUUUUUGGCCUUUGUGAGCCUCUUCUUUCUUUCCUUUAAGUAUUUUGUCACUGAGAACUAAUUUCAUUUUCUAGUGCUACGAUGAUGGCAAGAUGUGAUUAAUAAAUGAAGAAGGGAGGGGUUUGGAAUCAAGGAAAUAUGACCACAUCGUGUUGGAUUUUCGGCACGGAAGCCUUUAUUCAAUUGUGGAAAAUAUUUAAAGGGUAGCUAAGUUCUUCUGCCUUUUUGGAUUUCAUGUGAAAAAUAUGACAGUAGGGAACAGCCAACUGCCCCCCGAAAGGUCUCUAAUUUUUGGUACCCUUGACUGUAUCUUUUUCCAAACUGGUAUGAAAAUUUAUAGCGAGCACCAGAGGGCUAUGUACCUUUACUUAAAAUAAAGAUAUUGGUUUCACCAGAAAGAGACCAUUGUGGGAAACACCGGAUCAGUCGGAAUCAGCGCAAAUAUGCACAAUGAGGAAAGAAAGAAGCUCAUCGACCUGGGGCUUUGGAGACCUGUACUGUGUUCCUGACUGCCUGGAACUGGCUCUGAGGCCUUGGGCAACUCGUCGUCAUCCUGGGCUUUACCGUACUAGUAGAGGAACUAGUCUGAGAGUCAGGUAUCCUAACUUCUCCUUUAUGGCCUGUUGCUAAUUUACUGGAUGUAUACUUGUGUAAGCAAGACUUUCUCCCAUCAUUUUCUCAUGUGUAUAAUAAUAGGAAUAUAUCCUUCCAAAUUACAGACACAUUCAGGUAAGCAUUUAGUAUCAAGGAUUAUACAAUUUUCUUAAGUGCCCCUAAGUGCUCUGAGUGUAUUUUAAGUGUCACUUUUGAAAUCACAAAAGAAGUCUGAAUUUGUGGAAGAGGAAAUGGGUGUUGAUGAUUGCUAAAAUCCUGGAUUAAAAAAAAAAAAUUGAAUCACUGAGUGGUGAACCAACUCAUAGGCAGCAAAUGAUUACUUGGUUGAAAACCCAGCAGGUAGACAUAGGGCAUGUGGGAAAAAUUAAGAGGUAAAAGACAAAGAAUUAGGGGUAGCGUUCCUCUCUGCUGAGUUGGCAGGUCCAGGAGAAGUUGAAAAGUUGGGUGAGAUGUAGCGUCUUCUAGAGAAGGCUUGUGUGUUUAUUGUCCUUCCCCAUGUAAGGCCUCUCUCUUGUUUUUCGUUCUUUUUCUAGCUUUAAUCUUUGACCCUCCGUAAUCCUUUUCAACUCUCCUCUUUCACAUAGACACCUACUCUAAUGUGUUUUCCUUAAAGAUACCCAUAAAAUGUGUCAUCUUGUUUUGUGUUUUAUACUAUGGUUCUCAUUCGAUUGCUUAUUUUACUCAAAACUAUGUCUUUAUUAUCCACUCAUGUUGUGUACAGCUGGUUUGCUUCUAACAGCUGCAUAAUAUUCCAGGUGCACAGCCACCAUAUUUUACUGAUUCGUGUCCCCAGUGGUAGGCAUCCAGAGUGUCUCCAACUCCCAGCUACCACAAGCAAUGCUCCAUUGUGUCAGAAUGUCUUUGUGGGUAUAUAUUUGGGAUUGGAUUGCCUGGUUAUAGCAUAUAUACAUAGUGUAAAUA
Diceros bicornis minor is the source of this 3190-nucleotide messenger RNA. Its product is annotated as pleckstrin homology-like domain family A member 1. The transcript has 3 exons. Bases 314 to 772 code for a protein of 152 amino acids. The record is from RefSeq and is a predicted model, not a curated record. NCBI's taxonomy places the organism in Eukaryota, Metazoa, Chordata, Mammalia, Perissodactyla, Rhinocerotidae.